Messenger RNA from Asparagus officinalis (garden asparagus), 906 nucleotides. Its product is annotated as pathogenesis-related protein 1-like. Gene Ontology annotation, biological process: abscisic acid-activated signaling pathway; defense response. The record is from RefSeq and is a predicted model, not a curated record. The transcript has 2 exons. The coding region runs from base 241 to 717 and encodes 158 amino acids. Gene Ontology annotation, molecular function: abscisic acid binding; signaling receptor activity; protein phosphatase inhibitor activity. NCBI's taxonomy places the organism in Eukaryota, Viridiplantae, Streptophyta, Magnoliopsida, Asparagales, Asparagaceae. Gene Ontology annotation, cellular component: nucleus; cytoplasm.
UUCCCUUUAUACCCUUUUCAAUGAUGCCCGUUUUCUUUGAUUUCUUUUUAUUGGUGGGUUUGCUAGUACUUGUCUUAGCCUAGCAAACCCUCUGUUAAAUCUUUGAAUUUUGUGCAACCAUGACACCUACCAUUUCCAAACUCACUCUAUAAAAGGCCAACCCUUUGCUUCUCUUUGCACAUCCAUCACUCGCAAAGAGAACAAACAUUCAUCGGUAAUUCAUAACAACAUAGAGGAAACAUGAGUUCAGGGAGCUGGAGCCACGAAGUUGCUGUCAAUGUCGCCGCAGGACGGCUGUUCAAGGCGGCAAUGCUCGACUGGCACAACCUCGGCCCUAAGAUUGUGCCGGAUUUCAUUUCCAGUGGUUCUGUAGUGUCUGGAGAUGGAGCUGUAGGAGCCAUCCGAGAGAUCAAGAUCAACAAUCCUGCAAUACCUUUCAGCUAUGUGAAGGAACGCCUAGAUUUCGUAGACCAUGACAAGUUCGAGGCUAAGCAGACCCUUGUGGAAGGCGGAGGUUUAGGUAAGAUGUUCGAAUCUGCCACUACUCACUUCAAGUUCGAGCCCUCGAGCAACGGUGGAUGCAUUGUUAAGGUGACUGCAACCUACAAGAUUCUCCCUGGCGUCCCCGAUGAGAGUGCAAAGGCGAAGGAGGGGAUAACCAACCACAUGAAGGCAGCUGAAGCUUACCUCCUGGCCAACCCAACUGCCUACGCUUAAAUAUAGAGCUUAUGUUUAAUGUUUGAGGUAACUGUGAGUUUGAAUAAGGAGAACGGAUUUGAGAAGGAUUGAUGGGGUUGUAGUUUAUGUUGAACGAUCAGCCUUAUCAAUUUGUAAUAGUGUCUUGAAGCCAUGCUUAUUUGCUUCAGAAAAAUUAAUAAAGUUAGUGUCAUAUUGUUAUGACAAAUC